GAAGUGACGUGACGGCUGUGACGCGAAGGGACAGAAGCGGAAAACAGCGGGCUUGUUUGAAAAGAGGAAACCGUCUCCCUGGUUACUGACAGCCGUGUUAUCCACACAGAUGUUUCAUCUGGCGUUGUACAAAACAAUAUAACGGAUGUACACGGGUGAACCCUUCAAUUUCUCACAGUUCGAAGUAUGCCGUGACUUUUUUUUUUCUAGCGCUCUGACUUCGGAAAGCUGUCAACACCAGAAAGAGUGUAACUGUUUAUGCUUUACGUGGCUAACGCUAGCUAAGUAAUCUCAGUGUUGGUCUUCCUGGUGCUGCUGCAGGGUUGAUAUCUGCGUGGUUAGCAAGCGAUCGAAAUAGGUCCGAAAAUGAGCUCCAAAGACGAUUCUCGCAUCCUGGUAUUGGAGGAGCAGCUGAAGACUUUAUCAGAUGAGCUUUUGCAAUGCCAGGCAGACAAGGAGUUUGUGUGGUCUCUGUGGAAAAGGCUGCAAGUGGCAAAUCCAGACUUGACCCAGGCUGUCAGUUUGGUGGUUGAGCGUGAGAAGCACAAAGCUGAGAUUAAGGACAGGAAAGUGUUGGAGAUCCUUCAGUCUAAAGACUACAAGAUUCAAGAGUUGGAACAGAGAGUGACCGGGCAGCAGCAGGAGAUUAACGGCUUGUUACAGAGGAGGACGGCGGAAGAGGAGAGUGAUUUAAUGAAGAAGGAGCUGACAGCUCUGCGUGAACAACUGGUCAAUAAGAGUCAGGAACUUGAGGAAAUGAAGACAAAAUGUAGGAGGAAAGAGGAGGAGGAGCGGCAGGUGGUGCAGGCUCUAGAGGAGGAGAAAGAGGGAUUAGCUUCCCGCUGCGCCGCCCUGCAAGCUGACCUGGAGGAGAAGCAGAGGCAGGCCAACAGCCAACGAGACCAGAGGGAUGCUGCCCAGACCAGAAUAAAGGAUCUAGAGGAGAAGCUGCACAACACCUGUCAGGAGCUGACUGCCUUGCAGAGCCACAGUAGCAGCCUGGAAGCUCUGCUUUCCUCCAAAGACACAGAGUUGGCAACUAAACAUGAACAACUUGAUCGCCUUUGUCGUGAUUUUGCAGAAGUGCAGACGCUGUACAGACGGAGCACAGAGCAUGCAGCGGAGCAGAGCCACCUGAUUAAGCAACUGGAAGGACUCAACCUCGACACACAGCGAGUUCUGCGGAACCAAGAAGAGGCUCACUCUGCUGACGCUACCUCCUAUCAGCAGCUAUACAAAGAGUUGAGUCAGUGCUACCAGGCUCUCGUGUCUAGUGAGGCCAAGCUCCGCCAGAGUCACCAGGAGCUGAGCAGCCAGCUGGCGCAGAAAGACCAACAGAUCUUAGAACUCCAAGCUGAGCUACAACAGCAGCAGCAGGAACAAAUACAACUUCAGCAGGAGCUGCAGCGGCAACAACAGCCUCCGCUAACAGCCAUUUACCCCUCUCCACAAAAACAAACCAACUUUAAGGCGCUGGUGUCAGAGCAGGUUGAUGCGGCAGCCCAGAAGUCUAGCCCUGACCAGGCCUCUACUCGAGGUUCAUAUCCCAGGCCAGAGGGUAGUACUUUCCAUCAGAGAUCUGCCAGUUCCAUCAGAAGACAACAGGGUGCACCAGUGCAGCGGUCCAGGUCCCUGUCUCCAGCUGGCAGCGUCGGGUUCGGAAGUGAGAGGAGAAAAGAGGCAGAAGAUAGGAUUCAAGACCUCGAGGAGCUGCUGCAAUUGAAGACGGAGGAAAAUGAAGAGCUGAGGAGAGCUCACGAUAAACGCCGUGAUCGCCUGCGUUUGAUUCAGACCAACUACAAGGCAGUCAGAGAUCAGCUGAAAGAGAUGGAGAAAUCAAAUAACAUGCCAGGUGGAAGGAUACAGCGUGCAGCGCCGUGGCAGCUGCGGCAAGAGGACAGUGAUGCUGUAUGGAAUGAGCUGGCCUACUUGAAAAACCUCACCAGAAAACUCUCUAUUGAAAAAGCUGGCUUGGAAGAAGAGCUUGACAUGCUGCGAGUCCAGGCUGCUAUGGACCGGGCCACAGUAAAGGAACUCCACCUCUGUCUUGCAAACGAACACCAAGAAUUACUUCACAAAAUGGUUGAGGAGCACCAGGUCAAAAGCAGCACUCCGAAAAAGCCUUCUCUUCUUUCAGGUCGAAUGGAGCAGUCAUUGAAAAAGAUUGAUCAACUGGAGCAAAGAAUGAUAAGCAUGGAGGAGCAGACAGAAAGGCUGAAAGAUGAAAAAGAGCAGCUACUCGAAGUCAACGAAGACUUGGCCCACAACUGCCGCAAACUCCAAGCCUCUUUGGAUCAUCUAAGAACUCAAGAAACUGCUCGUGAAAAGGCAGCCCAUGCGCAGGCCGUAGCUCAGGAGGAGCAGCACUGUAGUGAGAUCAAGGCUCUAGAAGCACAGCUGGCCUCAUCUCAGAAAGAGGCUACCAAGCUUCAUCAGCAGUUGCUGAAGCUGAGACAGGAGCUGGGGAUUCUCAGAGCGGCCAAGGAUUUCUAUAGGAACCGUGCUGCAGGACCGAUGCGGGCAGGUGGGAUCGCUAACAGCAUUAGCAGCAAGGUCAAAUUCAAAACAACCAGGCACAGAGGUCUGCUACGGCAGGGCAGCCACCAAAGAGUCGGCGCCAAUCAAGCCAUCAGCUGGCAAAGCCCAAGCUCCAGUGCCGCUAAAGACGAGUGGGAGGACAUGAGCGUAGAAAGUGACAGUGCAGAGGAGUACUCGGACAGUCUCAACAGCCUGCCCCCAGGGACGUUGCCUCACAGACAGCACACUAAUAGACAGUCCUACAGGUGUUCGCCGAUGUCAAACACAGAAGCACCAGCGGCAGAAUCGCACAGAAAACAACCCGACGUUCCGGCCCGAGACGAUAAACAGCGUGAGCCGUGGGAACGCGGGACAAGAGGAGAGAAAAGUCGGCAGAGGAGGAAGAGGAUGCUUGUGAAGACCCAGCGCUGCUCCUCCUCUUCUCUGCAGCAGCGCAUCGAGUCUCUACAGCGUCACGUUGACAUACUGCGAAGUGCCAGGAAAGAUGCUAUGCUUUCAGCCAGAGAUCUACAAAGGGCCAAUGAGAUGAUCACAGCACAGCUCAACUCCCUCACUGAGAAGCUGUGCAGCAGCAAGCAGCUCACGCAGAAGCUGACCUCUGACCUGGCUGGUGUGCAGCAGCAGAAAAAGGUUUUGGAGAUGGAGUUGGAGCAGUGGAAGCAGAUCAAAUUCCCCCCGCAAACUACAAUACCACCAACAGCACCAGCGAACGCAGAGUGCUCCUGCCAGUGCAGAACCAUACCUGCCCCGGCUAACCCUGCCCUCCAGGCCCUGGAGGCUGAGGUCAAACAACUUCAAGCCAAACUUAAGAGUGCAAGUGCGGAGGUCACGAGGCAGGUGGCGGCUAACAAAGCCCUGCGAGGCCAGCUCCAGGAGAAGGAGGACAAACUCUGCCAGCUGCAGGAUAAGCUGAGCCACACAGAGCGAGAUGUGAGCAUGAAAAGGCAGCUGGUGGAGGACCUGAAGACACGACUCAAGUUCCUGCAGGAAAUGGAGAAAAGUUACCGGGGACAGGUGGAGGAGCUAGAAAAGAAGGUGAAGACUUUAUCAGAGGAGGCCAGCAACAGAAAGGCCCUAAUCGAAUCCCUGAAGAGAAGGCUGAAUGUGGCAACAACAGAGAAAAGCCAGUACGAGGCCUCCUGUGCAAAACUGAAAGAGGACUUGGAAAAAAAGGAGCAGCGCAUGCAUGCCCUACAGGCUCGUGUGGGAGCUGGUGAACAGGCUUUGGCUGCACUGGAACAGACAGCCACUGAGCAAAUGGAGGGGUUGACCCAGCAGAGCUCCCAUGCCUUGGAAAGGGUUCAGAGACAGCUAGGCCAGGCCUACUCCCAACUGGAGCAGCUACAUUCUUUUAUCAAGGCCCUGGCCAGUGAAAUACUUUUAGACGUUCAAGAGGUCAAGCAGCAGUUGAUGAAGAGGAGGAGGUUGAGGCAGGCCAACUCUGUGGCAGCAAAGGGCGGCCUCUCAGCCAAGUCUAUGAUCAAAGCCAAGUCCAUUGCUGCCUCCAUCCUCAAUAUGUCAGAGAAUGAUCUCGCAGACAUAAUGGAAACUGAUCAGGGGACGGCAGAUUGCUCAGAGUAUCCCAGAGAUCAGGAGUGGCUGGCCCAUGUAAACCACAUUCUCCAGCAGAAGAUCCCCUCUGCCGGCCAGCUAAUGGAGGCUGUGCGCGUGAAGAUGAAGGAGAGGAAAGUGCUGACAGAAGAGCUGGCCACGCUCGCAACACCAGUCAGCGAAAAAGCCUGACUCCCUGGGCUGAGGCUGGGAAAACUGUCAUCCUCUUCGUUUCCUCCCUCCCUUCUUCUCUCCCUCUCCAGCUCCUACUCGGUGGGAGCCGGGCUGAGCCAAGCUGGGCCGGGGCAGCAGAACCAAUAUUUGUGAGAAAAGCGCUGUCGACUCACUCUGGGCCACUGGCUCAACGCAGCACCCCAGCUUUUGUAAAUGAGCCCUCGACAUCUGUGUUAGCACUCACUGCACUAUGUCUAUCAGAUAGGGCCCUUUAGUGCCAAGCUAAUUUACAGUGCAGCCACUCUCCUCCGCUCUCAACGCAGACCUGGGGUGAUAAGGCAAAUGCUUACUCUAAUGUUUAAAUUACACUUUUUGAAACUUUCUUUUACCCCUUUCCCUCUAAUUUAUUUGGCACCUCAAGAACUUUUAGGUUGCAGGGACUUGACCUACGCAUGCCUAGUCGACACUUUGAGAAAGUCCAAAGCAAGAAAGAGCAGAAUAUUCACUGCAAGGAGCUCCAGAGUGUAUUACCCUCAGAUCCAGUUCAGUGAUUGAAGCCUCAUCUGUUCCAUUUAUGAAAUGCACUGCAAGUAUUUAUUUCUGAAGGAGAUUGUUAAAACGUCUAAUCUUUUAUUUGUUAUGUAAUUAUGUUAAGUAUUGCUUGAUUUUUUUUUUUACCAUUUUGUUUAAUAAACAUUUACUAAAUUUCCAAAAUAAAAGCCCUUUUAACUUCUAAAGACUUUUUGUGAUAGUCGCUGUCGUUUGCUUUGCUGUGCUCUGGUACUUUGCUUGUUCUGGCAGUUCAAAGGACUGUCAGUCAGAGUGUGAUGGUGACUGAGGAUGCUCUGCUGGACUGCGGGGUUCUCGCACCUCUCUCAUGAUUGACAGCUGCCUGUUGGCAUGGUUCCUGUCUGUAACAAGUGGCCCCUGCUGCUGACAUCAUUAGUAAGGGUCGGGAUGAGCACACACACGCACACACACAGAGCCGUGGCGCACAAGAGGAGUGGUUCCAUCCUUGACACAGCUACCUCCGUUUCCUUUUAUCUGUUUCCCUUGUCCUCCCUCUCUUAUUAUUCAUUUUGAAUAUUAAACCACGAUCCAGGUCUCUGUCCUUGAGUUUGCAUCCCACUCAGGAGACCCACACGCCUCCUUUGAAAUUGCUUCUUCUUUUUUUUUUUUGAAUAACCACUUUCCUCCUUUCUUUUUAUUAUGUGUAAUAAACAGUGGCACGAAGGAUCCUCCGUUCAAGAAUUAAAAAGAAAUAAUUCCACUUUUUAAUUCCCCCCCACCAACCCCCCACCUCCUUCUCAAAUAUAUGCUAAUGAUGUCGUUUUCCUUUAUCUUUUUAUAAUAAAGGAUUAGGCCAGGACUGUCUCUAGCUGCAACUCGGGGACCAAUUUAGCUGGGAUCCAGGAGAGACAAACCCUAGUGGUUAAUUACCAUUCAUUAACAUAGUUUGCAUCUUUUCUUCUUCUCCAAUACCCAUGGGCAAGCUAUUGUCAAUAUUUGUCCCAUAUAAAUUUCUUCACUCUCUUUUCCUGUCACUGUCCUCCAGCGUAAUGCGGCUAAUGACAAACAUUAAUAACUCAGAGAAAUCCGGUGGCACCGUGGGUAAAGAGAAGCAAAACAUCACAGAGACCCCCUCCUGCAUGGCCCCGCCCUACCCCUCCGCUGUCUGUCUCUAUUUCUCUCUCUUCCUCGUAGCGUGUAAUGCACAGUCAACAUAUUUGCUCGCCGAAACCCGCCAUCCGGCCUCGGCUGACGCGCUCGCACUAUUUCUGUGACAUAUUCAAAUGCGGGCCCCCUCAGCUGGUACUCCCUCGGGUUUAAUUAACCUGGCCUUGCCUCUGACGCUCCCUCAGUGAAGAUGUUAAAAUGAUCUUGAAAACACCCUUCAAAUAACCACCCCCACCCCCCACCCCCCAUCCAAUGCACGCACACACACACUCAUUUCUUCCACUAGGCGCUGUGUAUGAUUCAUCUCCCCUUUUCUUUCUCCCUCCUCUGUGUAGGAAUGGCGUGCCAUACUCUUCUUUUCUUCUCUUUCACUCUCUCCUUGUCUUCCACCCUUCUUUUCUUGUACAGCUCUCAUUAAGAGAGGUUUCCUGUGGGAAUUACUUUGAUCAGUAGUUCCAAAUGCAGAGUUUUUCUCCCUUCCCCUUGUAUUCAUUCCAACACAAUCGCGGUGUCAUUUUCACUCUAUCUUUAUCUCUUUCCCUCCCUGCUCUUUUUAAAUCCAACUUUCAUGUAUAUUUUCUUUCCACAGAUUUCCUAAAGGAGAUGGUUCCUGGAGGGAUAGAAGAGGGUUAGGGUUACAGGUUGGCUUUGGGGUUCAUCGAGGAUUUCUGUGCAUGUGUGUUGUUUGUCCCAGGGCUUUCUUUCUGGUACUUUUAAGUUCCCUUUGUCUGGUGAGUCUGUGCCACUUGGGUGGGAAGGCGGGUAGACCUAAGUACAAAGAAAAGUAACGCGCAAACUGAGAAUUUCUUCUGCCUCCAUCUGAUACACAAUUAGUCCUUGCCGAUCUCGUCAGCCAGCUGUGGAGCGAACAGAAAAUAGCCUCUGGUGAUUUCCUUUACUUCGCUGACACAGUUUCACACCCCAGCUAUUGCUGCCAAUACAUCAGGCUGCUUUGAUUUUUGCCGGCACAGGCGCUUGGCACAGUCUAAAAUAACAAGGUGCUUGUGACAUACAGCCAAAUGUGUUUUCAACAAAUGUAUAAUGCAGCAUGUUUACAGUUGUUCAUUGUGUUAGUCCUCCGUGUUUGAUCCACAGAGAGAUGGUUCAGUAAUAAAAAGGUAGAUGACACAAAUCGCGCCACAUCUCAGCCUAAUAGUAAUUUCUGUUAAAACUCUCAGACUCGGCUUGUCAGCGUAUCCAUAUAUAAUGUUCUUUUAAUGUUGUAUCAUAUGGCACCUUAAAAAGAAGAAAAAGGAAAAAAUUCACAGUGUGUCCUGAUGCACGUGUGCUGUGUGUACAGCCUCAUUGAUCUUCACUUGAACAAGUCCCUUAUCCUUCUCUUCUGUGCUCCAGACAUGAAACAGCAGCAGAUUAUGGGUGGAUGCGGCCCGCCGUGGGAAGCUAGGGAGCAGAUAAAAAGGCAAGCCACUCCUGGGAAUAAAGCUAUGUUUUGAUGCUGUGUGAUGAAGCAGAGCCACAGGGUGAGAGGAAGGGGAAAGUUACAGAAUCCAUCUAUCUAAUAUGUAGUGUAUAUACUGUAUAUCCUGUAUUUUUUUUGUGUGUGUGUGGUUUUUCUCCCUCCCCGUCGUUUGGCUGCUCCACCGUAGCCGAGCUCUUCCAGCACUUUUAUUGUUCUUUGAGACUCACACUUUCUCUGUCCCCAGUGGACUGUCCUGAGCUUUGUUCACGGCAGCUGUCUCUCUAAAGCCAUGGCCAAAGCUUCUGGCGUGAAAAAAGAGAGAGGAAAAAGGGGGGAAUGAGACAGGGGCUGAUCCCAUCUCUAAUCCACCUACUCUUACAGCACAGGACCGAAGCCGCUGUCCUUGACCAUACCUCAGAGAGAAGUGGCUCUUCAGUGAGAUUCCCUGAACCCUCUAGUGUCCUUUUGAUUAGUGUGGGAUGUUGCCUCAAAUGACGUUGAAAAUAUUCUUGAUAUUUCAUAUCAAAGUGUACUAUAUGUCUAAUUUGUCAGACAUUUCCACCUUUAAAUUUGCCAGUUUUUUGUCCUGAGGUUUCAACCUCAUCAGUCGGCCCACUGUUUGUUACGCCAUUUUUCCACAUGUAUCAAAACAUUACCAGUCUUCAUUUAUCCUCUGUUACAAAAUAGGCAUCCAUCCUUUGUUUUCUGCUCCGGCACAUAUAAUAACACCUCAGUCUAAGGUGUACAGCCCCUCAAAGCACCUCUCCACCUUGACUAACUUUUCCAAGCGCUCAUUAGCGGACUGGCUGAAGUUUGGAGGGUAUGAAGCAGGCUGGCAGAUUACCCCCUGUAAAGUAGCACACCUCAGUGGCGGGUCGGUGCACGAAGUGCCAAACAA
Oreochromis niloticus (Nile tilapia) is the source of this 8258-nucleotide messenger RNA. RefSeq names its product centlein, centrosomal protein (gene cntln). Bases 367 to 4281 code for a protein of 1304 amino acids. The record is from RefSeq and is a predicted model, not a curated record. Lineage: Eukaryota; Metazoa; Chordata; Actinopteri; Cichliformes; Cichlidae. The transcript has 28 exons. Gene Ontology annotation, cellular component: centriole; centrosome. Gene Ontology annotation, biological process: protein localization to organelle; centriole-centriole cohesion.